AUGGCAAAGAUCGCGUCCCUGUCAGAUGCAAGACUGGUUUCUCUCGAAUCCAGACUUCAGUCUGAUUGGGCAAGUGCUUCAGAGAACGAGAAGGCGAGAUGGGAAAAGUAUGUUGACGAGGCUUGUAGGGCAGUGUGUCGAGUGAUUGCCCCAAAAGCUUCUUAUGAGCUCUUGGCGACAUACCGAAAGUCAUCAGUACCAGGAAAGGCAGAAAACCUUCCUCGUACCCAGGCCGAAAACGCACUAGUCGCUGCUUACCAAAACGCACCAACGAAGAGCCUUAAGACACAGAUCCUCAGUAUAUAUGCGCCAAGGUAUACAGCGAAAGAGCUGAAAUCAAUGCACGGUGAAUUCGAGCAGCUAAGUGAUCGGCAGAUAAAAAAGGCAAAGGCACAUGCUAAAACCGUUGGCGCUGGACUGACCUUACCGAAAAUCGUACACCACAGGACGCGAAUAGAUCUAUCCAAGCUUAAUCAUUUUUUGACAUUUGCUGAUCAACCAUACUUCUAUCAAGACGUGUCGUAUGGCACUAGAAUGUUGAAGCUGCAGUCGGGAGAGCGCGCGCAGAUCAUGAUGCCCAACGUUGUGCGCACCGUUACCAGAUCCACUAUGAUAGAACAGUAUUAG
Messenger RNA from Paramuricea clavata, 627 nucleotides. NCBI's taxonomy places the organism in Eukaryota, Metazoa, Cnidaria, Anthozoa, Malacalcyonacea, Plexauridae. The record is from the annotation of a GenBank genome assembly.